GAAUGUUUAUAAUAUAUUGUGGAUGCGUAGGACCAGAUGUUGUUCUGCUCACUGCCACUCCCCCACAGGCAAUGUUGCUGCCACUGCUGCUGCCAACACCACUGCUGCCAAUACCACCACUCCUGCUGCUACAAAAACAACUGCUUCUACAAAGAAAAAGCCUGAUCCAUCGCGAAUGAAGCUAGUUAACCCUGUGACUAGGAGCAAGGCAAAGACAAAAGCAGCAGAAAGUGAGGGUGAGGAAGAAGAGGAUCCUAAUACAGUUGAUGGAGCAGGUACCUCUCAGACAGAUAAAAAACCAAGCCACUCUCAGACAGAUAAAAAACCAAGCCACUCUCAAGCAAAUAAAAGAACAGCAGGUCCUCCUCAAUCAGAUGAUGACGAUGACCUUGCCCACCCUUUCUCUAUGAAAGAACUGCGCCUCAUGAGAAAGGACUUCACCCGCAUUGAUGGUGAGGGAAUCCUUCCUUGGCUGCUCCGAUGCUUUGAUAGUGGUGCUGAGACCUACAAUGUGGAUGAGAGAGAAGCCAAGCAGUUGGGAUCCCUGGCCAGAGAUGCUGGUAUUGACAGAGCACUUAGUAGUAAGACAGGAACUACUACCCUGUGGGACCGACUUCUUUCAGCUGUGAGAGAGAGAUAUCCCCACAAGGGUGACAUCGGAUGGCGCCGAAGCAGAACACCCACUCUCGAGAAAGCCAUCACCUACUUGAGAGAGAUUGCUGUGCGAGAAGUGAUCUAUAAUAACGAUGGAAUCACAGAUCCUGAUGAUGUUGAGUGUGACACACAAAUGUUCCGGAAGUUUGUUCAGGCUGUACCAGCAGCGCAUGCCCAUAUAUUCUCCUUCAUGGGAUGUUUUGAAGGUUACGAAAGACCAACUGUACGUGAGGUAACUGUUAAAGCACGACAGUAUGGAGACAUCCUCUCUGAUUCCCUUUACUUCCAAACCUCAGCCGUUAAGAAAAUGGUUGACAGGAAGUAUAAGAUGCCAAAUGGAAGUAAACUCCAGACUCUUCCUAGAGACAACUGGUCACGUGUUGCAGCCAUUAAGAAGAGACGUCCUGCUACGAGACAGCAGCAAGGAAGACAGGACUCACUGCGACGCCACCUGUGGUCUCUCUUGAAAAAUCAUUUUAGAGAGGACAUGAGAGUCUGGGACAAGAAACCCACUGAUAUGCUCCAGUUACGUGUGCAAGAGCUUCUAAACAGAACAAAGCCAGGAGAUGGUUCUUCCAAGAAGAAGGUUGCACCAGUCAACAACCAGGAUGGUUCAUCGAGCUCUAGUGCUCAACCUUAGGGAUGCCCUGCCUCCAGCCAGGAGGAGGAGAGGGACAACCGAGUUUAUUGGACUGUGUGGAUUCGGUGGCCUGGCACAUUAGAACCACAAAGAUAUAAAGCUUUGGUGGAUACUGGUGCACAGUGCACUCUAAUGCC
Molecule: messenger RNA, 1431 nt
Organism: Apus apus (common swift)
Lineage: Eukaryota; Metazoa; Chordata; Aves; Apodiformes; Apodidae
Exons: 2
Coding region: 23-1294 (423 amino acids)
Source: RefSeq, a predicted model, not a curated record